CUUCUUUAUGCGUGUGUUUGGAUUAAAACAGCUCAUUCGUCUGUGUGCAAUUCAGGACUUCAAUCCACAGUUUUUAACUCUGGUUUACAUAGAACUAGUGUCUUUGCUUCCAUUUUAGUCUCAAGUAGUUACUGAAAGUACUGAACCCAAAAAACAAAAUCAAUAUAUAUAUGUGUAUAUAUAUAUUUUUUUAAAAAAAGAAAGAAAAAUCGGGCAGUGUCGGCCUUCACACUAAAAAGCUUUAAAAAAGAAAGGAAAAAAACAGCAGUUAUUCCUAGUGUUCCCGCACCCUCUCUCCCCAAUAAUAGAUCCUGUCUUUCUGAGUUUAGUUGACAUGAAAUUCUGUAUUUCUGGUGAAAAAUCUUAGUACCCAUUUAUAAGAUUAAACCAGAGAUACAAUUUUAUAUAAUAUAUUUAUGUUUGGUUGUUUUUGGAGUGAGUGUUCUGCUGAUUCUGUAGGCAACAGAUAAUUAUUUAUUACUGGGCUUUGAACCUUUCGUCCAGUGAUGGUCUACUUGUGAGCACCACUUACUUCUCUUUCCCAUUCUCUUGGUUUCUAGCUAACCAGAGACACCCUCUUCAAUUUUUUCAUCUAUUUGUUUGGAGCUAUGGUGGUUGGUUUAAGAUCUAGUUGAUUCAAUCAAGAGUAGUUUUCUAAGAAUCAAGAAGUCAAGUCAAAGCUUUGAAUUUCUUGAUACAUUUGUUCUUCUUCUUUUUUUCUUUUUUUUUUUCUUCCUAAAAAUCAUUGUGUCUUAGGCUUGUGGGAUCUUAUUAAGUGGUGGGGUUUCCCAUGAUUCUAUAGAUGUUUAUGUAGAGAGAGAAAAAGGUGAAGUUUAGAUUGGUAAGUUAUGGCUAGUAGUGGGUUACAAAACCAGGAUGGAUUGUCAGAAAACCUAAAGAAGCAGCUUGCUAUUGCUGUGAGAAGCAUUCAGUGGAGCUAUGCAAUCUUUUGGUCCAUUUCAUCAAGACAGCCAGGGGUAUUGGAAUGGGGUGAUGGGUACUACAAUGGAGAUAUUAAGACAAGGAAAACAGUUCAGGCUGUAGAAUUCAAUGCCGAUCAACUGGGGUUGCAGAGGAGUGAGCAAUUGAAAGAACUUUAUGAGUCCCUUUCGGUAGCUGAGACCAACCCACAAGCUAGAAGGCCUUCAGCUGCAUUGUCCCCUGAAGACCUCACGGAUACGGAGUGGUAUUACUUGGUUUGCAUGUCCUUCGUAUUCAAUAUUGGCCAAGGGUUGCCGGGAAGAACAUUAGCCAACGGACAGCCCAUCUGGCUGUGCAAUGCUCAUUGUGCCGAUAGCAAAGUAUUCAGUCGCUCUCUGUUGGCAAAGAGUGCAUCUAUUCAGACUGUGGUAUGCUUUCCGUUUUUAGGCGGUGUGGUUGAGCUGGGGGUAACUGAGCUGGUUUUAGAGGAUCCCACUCUCAUUCAGCACAUUAAAACUACCUUUUUGGAGAAUCCAUACCCAACUGUUCCGAAGAUAUCUAAUUAUGCCUCAGAAAAUACAAGAACUGACAAAGACCUUGUCCUUCCCAAGCUUAAUCACAAUAAGCUUGACACCAAUCUUGAUCCUGCCGUAGAAUGCAGAGAAGUAAAUCUUUGUGCUCCCAAUAACACUUCGAGUGGUUUUUUGCCCAAUCAACAGACAGAGGAAUCGGUUAUGGUAGAAGGCUUAAAUGGGGGUGUUUCUCAAGUACAAAGCUGGCAAUUCAUGGAUGAUGAGGUCAGUAACUGUGUCCAAAAUUCCUCAAAUUCAAGUGACUCUAUAUCCCAAACCUUUGUAACUCCUGAAAAGGACAGUUGUUUACUUGACCUUCAAGAGUGCAACCACACGAAACUGACCUCAUUGGAUCUUCCAAAUGAUGAUAUCCACUAUCAUAGUGUUGUUUCAUCCCUUUUGAAGAGCUCCCACCAAUUGGUUUUGGGACCAUACUUCCAAAAGUGUCAUAAGGAAUCCAGCUUUAUUGACUGGAAGAAAGGACCAGUAGGUAUCCGGAAACACAGAAGUGGAACUCCACAAAGAGUAUUAAAGAAGGUGCUCUUUGAAGUUGCUCGAAUGCAUGGUGGUCGCUUGAUCGAGUCCAGACAAGAUAAUAGCAGAGAAGAUGGACUAUGGAGACCGCAGGUUGAUGAAAUUGGCACAACCAAUCUGUUCUCAGGGAGGAGGCGAAGGGAAAAUAUAAAUGAAAGAUAUUCGGUUCUUGGAUCAUUGAUCCCUUCCACUAGCAAGGUUGACAAAGUUUCUAUACUCGAUGGCACAAUCGAAUAUCUUAAAGAGCUUGAGAGAAGGGUUGAUGAUUUGGAAUGUUGCAGGGAGGUAACAGAUUUAGAUGCAAUGACGAGGAAGAAACCCCAAGAUACUACAGAGAGGACAUCCGAUAACUACGGGAACAGUACUGGUAUUGGCAAGAGGCCCUCGAUAAACAAGAGGAAAGCUUGUGAUAUUGAUGGAGGAGAGCCGGAGAUCAACCUUGUUCAAUUGAAAGAUAGCUCAACUGAUAAUGUAACUGUCAAAAUGACUGAGAAGGAUGUUUUGAUCGAGAUUAGGUGUCCUUGGAGGGAGUGUUUGUUGCUUGAAAUUAUGGAUGCAAUAAGCAAUUUCCACCUAGAUUCUCACUCGGUUCAAUCCUCCAACGUUGAUGGGAUUCUUUCCUUGAACAUUAAAUCCAAGUUCAAGGGAUCAACUGUUGCAUCCACAGGGAUGAUCAUACAAGCACUUCAGAGAGUUAUAUGUAAGUGUUAAGAUGACUCUCACACUGAUAAUUGUAGGUUAUUUGACUUCUUUAAAUUUGAUGCAUUGCAAAAUUGUGUAUUUUGUAACAUUUCUGUAGAUCUCUAACCGUCGACACAAAUUCUUGGGAAUCUCCAACUAGAAAAGUCCAAUAAACUGAAGUUUUUCUGAAUUUUGUAUUGUUCUCAUAAUUAGCAUGGGUUUCUUAUGGAUGGAGCAUCAUGUCCAGCAACACUGUGCUUGUUUAGUGUUAAGAUGAGAUUGGAAAACAAUAAAAUCUAUCUUCUCUUUAGACAAAGUGAAAUUGCUUCACUUUAUACAAAGUACGAACAUGUUUUGAAUAGUCAAAAAGGAGCAAAGAGAAAGGAAAGCUAUUGAAUGAUAGAUAUAUAAAAUUGAAAAAUAAAAAUUCAGAGAAAGGAUGGGAGAUAUUUCCUUCCUCCUUUCCUCUCACUUUUGGGAGAAAAGGAUAGGGUGGCUUGGAACUUGGAAGGAAGGGACUUCCCUGCUUUCUUUCCUUUCCCUUACCUGUUCUCCUCCUCCAUAUCCCUCUCCUUCCUCCAUUUCCCUUUUA
Molecule: messenger RNA, 3300 nt
Organism: Cornus florida
Lineage: Eukaryota; Viridiplantae; Streptophyta; Magnoliopsida; Cornales; Cornaceae
Product: transcription factor EGL1-like
Exons: 8
Coding region: 849-2738 (629 amino acids)
Molecular function (GO): protein dimerization activity
Source: RefSeq, a predicted model, not a curated record